GAUGAUGAUGAUGCCACACUUCAAGUUGGUGGUCCACGAGCAGGUGUUCCGGAUAAAGGCAAAGUACAGCCGCGGUGGCCUACUAGAGUCUUUGCAACACAGGUAGUGCAACGGCUAAUGAGUGUUUGCGAUACAGAGAGAGCUCAUCUCGAUCUGUCACUGGCGAAGGAACUGCAAAUGUCAUCUGGAGGACGAGUCGACUAUCUUGUACUCCAUCUGUCGGAUCUAGUGAGGAUGUCUUUCAUGGGAGCCACGAGCGACAAUACGGAGUUGCGGUUGGCUGGACUGAACUCUUUACAGGAUGUAAUCACUCGCUUCUCGACAGUUCCAGAGCCAGAGUUUCCCGGUCAUGUCAUAUUGGAACAGUUCCAAGCACAAGUUGGUGCAGCACUUCGACCGGCAUUUACGGAAGAUACACCUAGCCAUGUUACCGCAGCAGCUUGUCAAGUAUGUAGCACAUGGAUUGGCAGCGGUGUGGCUAGAGAUCUGAAUGAUUUACGUCGAGUGCAUCAGUUACUGGUCUCUUCCCUGGGCAAGCUGAAACAUGGAUCCAUCAACAAUCAGCUCUACAGCGAAAGUGCGGCUACGCUAGAGAAGCUUUCUAUACUCAAAGCUUGGGCCGAGGUUUAUGUAACCGCUAUAGCGCAAGAAGAGCAUUUGCAGAAUAAGAAGGAUGCUGCUGGAGAUAUGGGCUACUUGAACUCGUCCGAAAGUCUUUUGUCGCUGGUCCGUCCUGAGCUUGAUUCACUCGUUUGCUACUGGCUGGCUGCACUCCGAGAUUCCGCAUUACUAUCGCUUCCGGCUCAAUUUGCUGAUCAAAUGCCAUCUGGAGGAGGAGCAUUCUACAAGGCGGAGAGUGCUGAUGCUUGCCGAGAGUACUAUAGAUCCAGCUGGCCUCCAAUUCUACUUGCAUUGGCCAUAUGGUUGAGCAAAUCCAAUUUCGAACUGCCUGAAAAUGCUGAGGUGAGAAACGCUCCUCAAACUUGGCCAGAUAACCGGCGGGAAUCCAGAUUCCAUCUUAUGAUGGGAAUUGCUGUUGAAGCACUGUGCAGUAGGACCACCUAUGCCGAUGACCAUACUAUUCAGAGCUGUGUCCGAGCUAUCCAUGCACUACUACAAUGUGAAUGGUGCCAGCUGCAACUAAUGUCCGACAUACGAUUAGCGAUUGAGUUGUGCAAUGUUCUACAUCGACUCAUUCUGACUCGAGACAAUCUAGCUACUCAACAGCUUUGUGUGGAUUGCGCUCAUGCCAUCCUCGACGCAGCCCAUUGUUCUAUGCGGGUGAUGGCCAGUGAAGACAUUGAGAACGGGAACCUGCCGAGUACAACAGACACAGAUGAGCGUCCGAAGAACUUGUACUCCGGCGGUGAAGGCGAUGACGGUAUAGGUCAGGGUACCACAUUGACUUUUGCAAUGAUGGAACUUUGCUUGAUAGCCUUUUCAAUUUUCCGUUCUAUGCCACAAAUCAACUCAGCCCAGAUGAAGAGCAAAUCCUUGGCGCCACUGCAUAUGCGAAGAUUUGGAAGACUACCAGUCGAGAGUGCGAACCUUAUUAGGAGUGGAAUACAAUUACUCGUGAAUGUGCCAUCACUCUGUUCGUCGAAGGGACGUCUCAUUAUCUUACCGAGUGUACUCUACCUCAUUAUCGGAUUUAUUCGUGAAUCAGCUCGAGUAGACGAAAAUAGUGUUGUUCCGGAUUUGCCACCUGGUCAUUUGACAACUGUGGCUACGACUGCAUUGCAGGCUCUCCGUAACUUAGCAUCUUCUCCACCAUCUGAUGCAACGCUUUCGACAUGGGUCACUAUGAUGCAGAGUGCUCUGUAUUCCAUACUACUGCUUUGUGAUGGUUAG
Cylicostephanus goldi is the source of this 1851-nucleotide messenger RNA. NCBI's taxonomy places the organism in Eukaryota, Metazoa, Nematoda, Chromadorea, Rhabditida, Strongylidae. The record is from the annotation of a GenBank genome assembly.